Saccharomycodes ludwigii is the source of this 2211-nucleotide messenger RNA. RefSeq names its product Avt3p (gene AVT3). The coding region runs from base 1 to 2211 and encodes 736 amino acids. Gene Ontology annotation, biological process: amino acid transmembrane transport. The transcript has a single exon. Gene Ontology annotation, molecular function: amino acid transmembrane transporter activity. Lineage: Eukaryota; Fungi; Ascomycota; Saccharomycetes; Saccharomycodales; Saccharomycodaceae. The record is from RefSeq and is a predicted model, not a curated record.
AUGACAACAUCGCCCCCUAAUAAACAACCAUCCAAGAAUGACAUGUCCAAUAAAAGCGUUACUAGUUUAGAUAGUAAUAACCAUAACAGUAACGGUUUGGUAGUCGAUAUCAAUAACCCUGAUAAACAAGUUGUUGAUGUAGUUGGUAGACAUUUGGUUCAACCAGAAAAUAUUCUAAAUAACGUGUCAAAUAAUAACAAUAACAACAGUCAUAUUUCCCCAUCCGUAUCUUUUAGGUCAGGGGUAUCUGAUGCUGACUAUUCCCUACAAUUGCCUAGUGGCGACAUAACUAGGGAUUUAUACAAAUGGCAACAACAACAUGCAUCCCCCUCUUUUCCAGCCAACAAUAUGCCUAUCAACCACCACAACAAUCCGGACAUUUUGGAUGGAAUAAGUCCCGGUUCCCCCAAGUUUCGCAGGAGAUCUAUGAGUAUUGGUGCGCUAUCCGAGUUAGACGAUAUGAGGCACAAUUUUUCUAAUGGAAACAAUACAACUUAUAACAGUAUUAUUGACAAUGCAAAUGAAGAUGAAGAUAGAAAUAGCAAUACUGAUAUUAAUCAUGACAAUGGAAUGUCAAUAAAUGAUAUUAGAGCACCUGGUGGAUUCAGAAGAAAUUUUAUUUUACAGAAACACAAGAAACGAAAUAGGAAGCCAAAUUUUUUAACUAAUAAUUUUAUAGAAUUUUUAACUUUAUAUGGUCAUUUUGCAGGGGAAGACUUAAGUGAAGAUGAAAACGAAGAAGAUGAGGAAGAAAACGCGGAUAACUAUGAUGAAUAUGCAUUGAAUGAGCAAGAUGAUUUGGAAAGCCAAAAUAGCAACACUGCUUCCAGAUUUCGUAAUUCCACUGCAAGAUUACAAAGUAAUACCAGUAUCCUGGAAGAUAUUAAACGGUUGAGAGCUAAUUCCAAAACAAAGUUACUGAAAAAUCAUGAUAACAAUUACGUUCCUUAUCAGUACGCCAAUGUUCGUGGUGCUGACACAGUACAUAGUCACACUGCUACCAGUGCUGUUGCUAGUAAAAAAGCUUCCCAUUUUAAGACAGUGUUAUUACUAUUAAAAUCUUUUGUUGGUACUGGGGUUUUGUUUUUACCAAAAGGUUUCCAAAAUGGUGGCUAUCUGUUUUCUACAGGAUGCUUAUUAUUUUGUAGUGUUAUUUCAUACUAUUGCUUUGUUUCCUUAAUAUCCGCAAGAAAAUAUAUCAGCAACAGUACUAAUAAAAGACAUCCUCUAGGUUAUGGUGAGCUAGGUGGUGCGUAUUUUGGUCAACAUUUCCAGACAGCCAUCUUGCAGAGUAUCAUAUUGUCACAGCUUGGGUUUGCAUCUGCUUAUAUUGUUUUCACUGCCACCAAUUUGCAGCAGUUCUUUACUAAAGUCUUUGGUAGGGAACUGUCAUUAUCGUUUUAUAUUUUCGUUCAGUCAGUUAUAUUUAUCCCAUUUUCCUUGACCAGAAGUAUUUCUAAAUUGGGUGGGACUGCUUUGAUUGCAGACGCUUUCAUUUUAUUAGGCCUAAUUUAUGUUUUUUAUUAUUGUUCAUACUAUCUCGUUGUGGAGCAGCAUGGGAUUUCUUCCACGAUUGUACCCUUUAAUAAUGUGGAUUGGAGCUUAUUUAUAGGGACGGCAAUUUUCACGUACGAAGGGAUUGGAUUAUUAAUUCCAAUUCAGGAUUCAAUGAAGAACCCACACAAGUUUCCUAAAACUCUAUUUUGGGUUAUGGUAGUGAUCACUAUAAUUUUCAUCAGUUGUGGCUUAUUGUGUUAUGGAAGCUUUGGUGAUAAAGUAGAAACGGUCAUACUAUUGAAUUUCCCCCAAGAUAGCGUUAUGACUCAGCUAACCCAAUUUUUAUAUGCGAUGGCUAUUUUAUUAUCAACACCAUUGCAAUUAUUCCCUGCAAUUCGUAUUUUAGAAAACCAUUAUUUGUUCCCCAAGAAGUCAGGGAAACAUAACAAGAAAAUUAAAUGGUUGAAAAAUGAAUUUAGAACUUUUAUUGUACUUUUGAGUUGUUUAAUUGCUUGGAUAGGUGCUAACGAUUUAGAUAAAUUUGUUUCCUUGGUUGGUAGUUUGGCCUGUAUUCCAUUGAUUUAUAUAUAUCCUCCAUUGAUGCAUUCCAAGGCAUUUCCAAAAUAUAAGCUUUUAGAUUACUUUAUUGUCAUAUUCGGGUUCACAGUUUUGUGCUAUACAACCACACAGACUAUUUUAUUAUGGGUUAAGUAA